AUGAAUUGUUUAGUGUUGUGCGUAUUGGUUGGUCUGAUUGCAAUGACAUCGGCACAAUGGAAUAAUCAGCAACAAUAUCCAAAUGUGUAUCCACAACUUCCUAACCAGCCAUUCCCUAAUCAACCAAAUAUAAACGAACUUUGCAGACAACCUGGUGCUAACUGUAAGAUUGACAGUCGAUUUGCCGAAGAAUCGUCAGUCACUGACCCGAGAGGAAACACAUUUAAGUAUACAAGAGUUUGCGAUGAUCGAGGUUGUUAUGACAGAAAAGUUUACAAUGGAUCAUCAGCCAUAUCAGCCAGUUACAUUUUAAUCACAUUCUGUGCUGUUAUCAUCGGUGUAAAAGUUUACUUCCAUUAAAUAUUCAUUCACAAUGACCUUGAAAAUUUAACACGUUACCACACAACUUUAUACAUCCAAACAAGAAUGAAGUAGAGAAAAACCAUGUAAAGUCAAAAUCAUUAUCACCACGAUUCUCAGCCGACCCAAAUGAUGAAAUAUUUUUUAUAAUUGUUAAGCUUUUUGCCCUUACCCCAAAAAUUAUAAAAUAAUUCCUAAUCAAUGUAAUUAAUAAUUAAUGGUAGAUUUUCUACGAUCAAUAAUAAUUUUUAAUAACAUUUUAACAUUUUUAUGUAUAAGAGAAGAACGAAAUGUAAUUGUAAUGAAAGACAAAUAAAGUUCUGCUAAAAUUCAAGUGGAAACAAACAAAUUAAUCAGUUUUGUUUGACUUUUCCGCUGAUUAUCAAUUUG
Clunio marinus is the source of this 750-nucleotide messenger RNA. NCBI's taxonomy places the organism in Eukaryota, Metazoa, Arthropoda, Insecta, Diptera, Chironomidae. The record is from the annotation of a GenBank genome assembly.